AUGAAAAUAUUAUCAUUUUGUUUUUUGUUUAUUUGGGCUUAUAUAAUAUUUGUCACAUAUAUUAAUUGUAUAUAUUACAUAAAUUUUAACAAUAUAUUAUCAUUUAAUAUACAAAAAAAUAAUAACUAUUUUCAAUGUUUCCGAAAUGAAUAUAUAGAAGAAUACAAGCAUUUUAAAAAAGGAAAUUCUAUAUUUUUCAAAAUACAAAAUAUAAAUAAUUUUAAGACUUGUGACAAAAUAAAUCAAUUGAUGUCCCCUAAAAACAUUUCAAUAAAUAAUGAUAUAAAAAAUAUCAAAUACAACUACAAAAAUAAUAAAUGUUAUUUAAUGUGCUAUGAUGCCUUUCAUAAUUUUUAUUAUUCAGAAAAAAACGAAAAUUUAAAAAAAAAAUUAAAAAAAAAUAAUGCUUGCAAUAAUUACAUAAUAAAUUUAAAUCAAGAAAAUUUUGACCAAAUAUAUAAAUAUGAUACACAAGAAAUUGAAAGUAUAUUAUAUUUUCUGAAAAUUUACACAAAAAUUAUUAAUCAUGAUACAAUAAAAAUAGUGAGGAAUGUUCAUUUUUUCAAACUCACAAUUUUGGAUCUAAGAAAUUCAAAGGUUCAUAAAAUCGAAGAAAUACUUAUUAGUAGUAAAACUGAAAAGGUAACUGAAAUAGACAAAAACAAUCAAAAUUUAUUUUAUUUUUUCAAUAUUGAAAAUGAAAUAAAUGAAGAAUCUUGUGAAUAUAAUUUUGUUGAUAAAGGAAAUAAUUUUGAGUUAAUUCAUGAAAUAUAUAGUUAUAAUAUACAUAGUUAUAUAACGAACAUAUCCAAUAGGUUAUUAUUAAAACCUGUAUAUAUAGAUACCAUAAACAAAUAUGAAACUUUUUUAUCUUAUAAUAUAGAUAACAACAACAUAUAUAUCAAUAAUUACAUAAAUCAUAACAAAUAUUAUAGUAUUCUAAAAAGAGAUGAAAAAUAUGCUUCCAAUAAUAUACAUAUAAAUAAAGGGAAUGAGCUCAAAACUGUCGAAAAAAAUAACAGCAAAAAUAACCUUACAUUUUGUAAAAAUACAACAAUAAAAAACAUUGAUAAUUAUGUAAAUUUUGUGAAGAAAUAUUUACUAUAUAAAUUAUAUAAUAAUGAACAAAGUGUUAAUAAACGUGAAAAAAAGAACAAUGCAUAUAUAGUAACAAAUGGAAAAUUUUUAUUUUUGCAAAAUUAUUAUUACAAUAAUUUUGUUUUGAAAAAGAAUAAAACAAAUUCUGAUAUGAAGAACGAUAUAAAAAAAAGUGUCCCUAUUUUUAAAAAGGAAUUAAUCAUAUUUGAUUAUUUAAAAAAAAAUAUAUCCUACAUUAUCAUUAAUGAAAAUGGCCAACGUCAUUACAACUAUUCAGUAACCAUAAAAAAUAAUAUCGUUGAUUUGAAAAACGUUCAUGCUCAUGAUUUUAAAAGGUUUAGCUAUUUUAACAAACUAUAUAAAGUUUUGGACAUAAAUCAUAGCAAACAAAUAAAGAGUAAGCACAAUAGCAAAAAUAGAAAAAAACUAAAAAAACAUUACAACAUGCAAAAUGACUCUACAUGCGUAUAUCCACAAUAUAACGAACAUGAGCAAGAAAAAUCCUUCUUUGAUAAUAAUGGCAAUCAUUUUUGCUAUUUUAAAAAUAUGGGCUUAAAUACAUGCACAUUGGGAAAUGAAUACACCUCACUAAAAACAAAAAUUGUAAUACUAGACAAACAAAUUAGUACACUAGAAGUUAUAGUAAAAAAAACAAACAAAGCAUACAUGGAUAAUUAUUUAAAAGCUAAAAAUAAAAGUAAUAGAAAUAUUUUGUCCACAAACAAAGAUUUCAAUUAUAGAAAAGAAAUCAAAAAAAAUAUGAACAUCGCAAGAAAAAAAAAAAAUUUAAGUCAUGAUGACACAAAAAAAUAUGAACAAGUCAGCCAAAAAACGUAUAAAAAUUAUGAACACAAUAAUAUUUACCAAAUUAACACAUUUAAUAGUUUAUGGCGUGAAAUAAACAAAUACUUAUAUAUAAUGUACGUAAUAAUUGCAAACAAUAUUAACAAUUAUAUUUUUCAAUUAAUUGAUGCGUUUAGACAAUAUAAAUUUUAUACUAAUAAUAUAAAAUAUGAACACACACAAAAUAUUAUAUCAUAUAGUUAUAAACCAGAAAAAGAAAUUGAUAAACAUUUUAUAUACAAAAUUUUAUUUACUAUUUUGAAAGAUAUUGAAUUUGUAAACUUUUUUAACACACCCGAAAAAAAUGAGGAUAAUCAUAAUUUAAAAGAUUUUAAUGUUUGUAAAUUUGAUUAUAUAGAAAAUUUUAAAGCAAAAUCAAUAAAUCCAUUUAUCACGAAAAAAAAAAAUAUGAUUUCUAAUACUUGUAUUGACAUAAAUUUAACAAUAAAACUGUCACGUUGUUAUUUUGUCAGCUAUGAAAUGGGAGAUUAUUUGAUCCAAGUAAACAAGAAAAUAAAAAUAGAUGAUGAUGAUGAUAAUAAAAUCGAGGAAAUUAUUAUUGAUUCGAUUAUAUCAGAACAUGAGAAAAAAGUUAUAGAAAAUAUGAAAGCACGUUUAAAUUAUUCAAUAGAUUUUCCUUUAUAUCUUAAUAAAAUAUAUCCAGAUAUAUAUAACACCGAUUGCAAUAUAUUUAAUAAAUUAAAAUGGGUAUUAAGUAUAUUUUUAAUACCUUCAUGGGUAAUAAUUAUUUUAAUAUAUAUAAUAAUGUCACAAGAAAUUUGGAGGCAUGAAUUAUUAAAUCCAUUACACAAAUUAUUAUUAUCCCCUUCAAUUAUACGAUUAUCAUCAUUUAUCAUUUUAUUAAUAUUUUGUAAUUUUCAUUGUUAUUAUAUGUAUAAUAAAAUUAUGGAAUAUGCUAUACUAGCAUUUAUGACACUAAAUACUUUAUUCAAUACUCUAUUUUUUGGCAACCUUUUAUUAAUUAGCAAGGGGUAUAUGAUAACACGAAGAUAUUUCAGCAAACACGAAUGCUUAUUUUUGACAUUAACGAUUUGUUAUAUAUAUAUUUUAAUAUCAUUUAAUCAAUUAAAUAUUGUAAAUGACACAUAUAUGCUAAUUUAUUUGCAUUCAUUUUUAUUAUGUAUGAUUGUCGCAAAUAUAUUUUCUAUUAUAAAUUUUUUAAACGAAAAAUUAGCAUAUGUAAGAAAUAUAGGAAUGUAUAAUUGGGAACGAUCUAUAUAUAUUAAGAUUAAUAUGUAUAAACAUUAUCUUUUUAUUGUUAUCAUAUUUUUUUUAUUUGAAAUGAUUAUGCAUAUUCUUAAUAUCACUUUAAUAGUACUUUCAAGAAACAUUGCUUUAAUUCAAUAUACCAUAGAAUUUAUUAUGUGGGCUUCCGUAUUAUAUAUAUUCAGAUAUCGAGAAGACGUUUUAUAUUAUUCCAUUUUAUAUGGAAAUAAUCCUAUUAAAACUAUACCGUUAUAUAUAUGUAAUUAUAAAGAGGAAUCUAAAAAUGCAGAAUUUGAUAUAGAGAUAAAGAAAGAAAAAUAUAAUAUACCUUUAAUUAUUUUAAACCCAUUAGAAUUUCCAAAUCAAAAUUUGUUAUCAUCUUUGGAUGUCGGAUGGAUAAUUAGAUAUCACUACCAACAAUUAAACAUUUGA
Messenger RNA from Plasmodium berghei ANKA, 3600 nucleotides. Its product is annotated as conserved Plasmodium protein, unknown function. NCBI's taxonomy places the organism in Eukaryota, Apicomplexa, Aconoidasida, Haemosporida, Plasmodiidae. The transcript has a single exon. The coding region runs from base 1 to 3600 and encodes 1199 amino acids. The record is from RefSeq and is a predicted model, not a curated record.